AUGGCAUUAGAUAUGGUGAUAGAAACCCAAAAAGAACAAUUUGCGAAACUCUGGGAUUAUGAGGCUGAAUUGAAGAGGUCAAAUCCGGAUACACACACAUCGAUUGUGACCAUCCCUCAAGCGUCUGGUAAGCAACAGUUUGACAAAUUCUACAUUUGUUUUGAUGCUUUAAGAAGAACAUGGAAGUCUUGUUGUCGACCCAUCAUUGGACUUGAUGGGUCAUUCUUGAAAUGGGAACUAAAAGGCGAGAUCCUGGCGGCUGUUGGGAGAGAUGCAGAUAAUAGAAUCUAUCUCAUUGCUUGGGCAGUAGUUAGAGUGGAGGACAAUGACUCAUGGGCGUGGUUUGUUGAGAAUCUGAAGAAGGAUUUAGAUUUGGGGUUGGGGAGUGGUUUGACUGUGAUUUCCGAUAAGCAGAAGGGGUUACUUAAUGUUGUUGCUGACUUGCUUCCUAAUGCAGAACAUAGGCAUUGUGCUCGUCACAUAUAUGCAAACUGGAAGAAGGCACAUGGUGACUACUCCCAUGAAGGUUAUUUCUGGGCAAUUGCAUAUAGUCCAGUAGAAGGAGAUUACCGGUUUAACAUGAGCGCUCUGAAAGCUUAUGAUGAAGCUGCACAUGAUGAUUUGCUGAAAACAGAACCAAAGAUGUGGUGCAGAGCCUUCUUUAGUGGUCAUUCUAGUUGUGAGGAUGUUUGCAAUAAUUUAUUUGAGAGCUUCAACAAAACAAUCAAAGAUUCUAGGAAGAAGCCAGUUUUAAAUAUGUUUGAGGAUGUUAGGAGACAAGCAAUGAAGCGUAUUUCGAAGAGAUGUGAUAAGACUGGGAAGUGCCAAACUAAGUUCCCACCUCACAUCAUGGCAAUCGUUGAGGCCAAUCGCAAACAUGCAAAGUUUUGUUCAGUUCUCAAAAGUAGUGAGAAUGUCUACGAGGUGUUAGAAGGAAGUGGUAGCUUUGUGGUCAAUCUUCUGCAUAGGAGUUGUGCUUGUAACCAAUGGAAUCUCACAGGAAUACCUUGUCCCCAUGCAAUGUAUGUCAUAACCGAGCAUAAUCGUGAUCCAGAAGACUAUGUCGAUAGACAUUAUCUGACCACUGUUUGGCAAGCGAACUACAAAGACAACAUUCAACCUGUGAAUGGAGAAAGAUUGUGGCUUGGAACAGAUAAAGGAUCUAUUGAAGUGCCUGACAAAAGGAAAAAGCGUGGGCGUCCUAAGAAAUAUGCUAGGAUAAAGGAACCAGGUGAAUCAUCAACCAAUCCGACUAAGGCUACAAGGGAAGGACAAACCGUAACUUGUACAAAUUGCAAGCAACCAGGUCAUAAUAAAGGCACUUGCAAAAAUCCGGCUGUACAACCAGCUCCUACACGCAAAAGAGGGAGACCAAGAAAGCGACUGGAUAAUGAUGAUCCAUGGAGCAUACACAAUGCACCAAAGAGGUGGCAGAAAGCUCAAACCCAGUCCACUCCAACUGUUUCUCAAAGUCAAUCCGUAGAAGAACCUCAUCAUUCAAGUGCUCCAGCAGCUGGUAGAGGACGUGCUCGUGGACGUCCUCCUGGAACUAAAAAUGGUGAAGGCAAAGGUCGUCUCAGAGCUCGUGGUAAAGGUCGUGGCAAAGACAAAGAUGAAGCUCCUAAACCACCUGUUUUUUAUGUCUCCAUGGACUGA
Messenger RNA from Camelina sativa (false flax), 1656 nucleotides. NCBI's taxonomy places the organism in Eukaryota, Viridiplantae, Streptophyta, Magnoliopsida, Brassicales, Brassicaceae. The record is from RefSeq and is a predicted model, not a curated record.